UCGGCCAAUCCCCUUAUCAGUUUUUGUUUCGAUUGAAUUCCCCUUAUCAAAACAACUUUGAAUCCCGCAUCAGAUUCUCUCACCCUCCCUCUCUUUCUUCGUCAGCAAACCAGCAAUGAACAAAUACUACGAAUUUUAAUAUACAGUCAACUUAAUUAUUUUUCAAAUUCAUUUGGUCCACUCUGAUUUUCCUUGUCCCAUACUCAAUCAAAAACCCCCAAAUUGAUUGAUGAAUAUUUGUUAAAAAUUAGUCUCUAUCAUACCCAGAAUUAGAUUCUCGACAUUGACAUUUCUAUCGUUCUGAAUUUUAAUAUUUUUGAAGAAAAAAACCCAAUAAGAACAAUCAAAUUUGUGGGUUUUAUUUGAUUUUCUUUUUUUCUUUUUAAUAAUUUGAUGGGUGUUAUGAAUGACAAUGGAGGAGAAUGCUUAAUGGGUUUCAGAGGCUUAAGAAGAAGAAAGCAAGUUGACUCUGAUAAUCUCAAGAUUAAUCGUGGUGAUCAACAAUUGGCCAAGAGAUUAAAUGCUAUUGAUCUUGUUGGAAUUGGUGUUGGAACCACCAUUGGUGCAGGGGUUUACAUUCUCAUUGGGACUGUUGCAAGAGAACAGACAGGCCCGGCCCUUCCUAUUGCUUUCUUAAUAGCUGGGAUAGCGGCUGCCUUGUCUGCAUUUUGCUACACAGAGCUUUCCUGUCGUUGCCCUUCAGCUGGAAGUGCUUACCAUUAUUCAUAUAUAUGUAUUGGGGAAGGUGUUGCUUGGAUAAUUGGCUGGGCUCUAACACUGGAGUAUGCCAUUGGUGCUUCAGUUGUGGCUCGUGGUGUUACCCCAAAUUUGGCCUUAUAUUUUGGAGGAGAGGGAAAUCUUCCGUUAAUACUUGCCCGUCAUACUAUGUUUGGCAUUGUAGUGGACCCAUGUGCUGCAGCCUUGGUCAUCAUAGCCACAUUACUUUUAUGCACUGGAAUCAAGGAAAGCUCCUUGGCUCAGACAAUUAUUACGUCUAUAAAUGUUUGUGCACUGGGUUUUGUAAUUGUGGCUGGUGGGUACCUCGCCUCCAAAAAUGGAUGGGUUGGAUACGAUCUUUCAAAUGGGUACUUACCUUUUGGUGUCAACGGAGUGCUUGGUGGGUCUGCAACUGUAUUCUUUUCGUAUAUUGGAUUUGAUUCAGUUACUGCCACUGCCGAGGAGGUUAAAAAUCCUAAGAGAGACUUACCCUUGGGAAUAGGGAUCUCGUUAUCCCUAAGUUGUAUACUUUAUAUGAUUCUUUCUUUUGUUAUUGUUGGGUUAGUUCCUUAUUAUGAUUUGAAUAAGGACACCCCAAUUUCAUCAGCAUUCUCCGAGUACGGCGUACAGUGGGCAGCUUUGAUCAUAACAACUGGAGCAAUUAUGGCCCUGCUUGCAGCUUUGAUGGGAUCACUUCUUCCUCAGUCUCGAAUCCUGAUGGCCAUGGCUAGAGAUGGCUUGCUACCGUCCUUCUUUUCUGUUAUUGAUAAACGCACCCAAGUUCCGGUGAAGGGAACAAUAGCAGUUGGUAUUCUUGCUGCUGCAAUUGCAUUCUUUAUGAACGUGUCAGAGUUGGCCGGAAUGGUCAGUGUGGGUACAUUGCUCGCAUUUACUUCAGUUGCAAUAUCGGUAUUAGUAAUCAGAUAUAUUCCACCAAAUGAAUUGCAUCUUCUAGCAUCUGCUGGUGAAUCUUCUUCUGCAACUGGUGGCCAUGGUCAAAGUAUGCCAGGAGCUGACGAGGACGUUGUUAAGGGUUCUUUUACUUUGUUGGGGAAUGAUUGCGAAGAUCUAAUUCUGAAAAGGGACCCAUGUGAUGGAGCAUCUAUUGACCAAGAAGCAUAUUUAGAUAAUCAAAAGGGGCAAAGAAGACGGAAAUUGGCUACAUGGUUCUUAACUACUAUUUGUAUAGGUGUUAUUGUGCUUACAUCUUCUGCCUCGGCAGAAAGCCUUCCAAGCCCCAUUCGCAUCACACUUUGUGGAGUUGGUGGUGUUAUUUUCAUGCUUGGGACGAUUGGCCUUGCAUUCAUAGGCCAAGAUGGUGCAGCAGGAAGAUUUGGACACACAGGAGGUUUCACAUGUCCAUUUGUUCCAUACUUGCCAGCUGCUUGUAUACUUCUAAAUACAUAUCUUCUUAUAAAUCUUGGCAUAGGGACUUGGAUUCGCGUAUCAGUAUGGCUGCUAAUAGGAGCAUUAGUUUACCUUUUCUAUGGCCGAACACACAGCUUACUGUUAGAUGCAUCAUAUGUACCCAUUACUCAUACUGAAGAUAUAUAAAUUAUUCUUAGUUUCAUCCAAACUGCCACAGGAAACAACAGGACUUUACUGAAUUUCUUCGGUGUACUUCAUCGCAUUCAUGCUGGGGUGGGAGAACCAUGCUCGCCGACCAGCAAAUAUUAUGUGCAUAAUUAUUUGGAAAAAUCACAGAUUCAUUGACAAUGUCGUUGGAAUUGUACAGUCAAAAUGUAUAUUGUUACAAAAGGGUGUUCAAGGUCUUCAUAGCAACACCCCCAUCAAGAAUUUAUGUUGUUGUUUGGUAGUUGUAAUUUCAUCGUAGACCAGACACUAUAGACACAUUUUAUUGACAUUGGUGAGUGAUUAAGUGUUUUAUACAUUGUA
This is a messenger RNA of Spinacia oleracea (spinach), 2613 nucleotides long. RefSeq names its product cationic amino acid transporter 4, vacuolar. Gene Ontology annotation, cellular component: membrane. The coding region runs from base 394 to 2271 and encodes 625 amino acids. The record is from RefSeq and is a predicted model, not a curated record. The transcript is spliced from 14 exons. NCBI's taxonomy places the organism in Eukaryota, Viridiplantae, Streptophyta, Magnoliopsida, Caryophyllales, Amaranthaceae. Gene Ontology annotation, molecular function: amino acid transmembrane transporter activity. Gene Ontology annotation, biological process: amino acid transport; transmembrane transport.